Messenger RNA from Coregonus sp. 'balchen', 1867 nucleotides. Lineage: Eukaryota; Metazoa; Chordata; Actinopteri; Salmoniformes; Salmonidae. The record is from the annotation of a GenBank genome assembly.
AUGGCAUGGGUACCAGCUCUGGCGGUUGGCAUCGGUGUCAUUUCUCAAAGAGAGAGAGAGAGAGAGAGAGAGAGAGAGAGAGAGAGAGAGAGAGAGAGAGAGAGAGAGAGAAAAGACAGGGGGAAGAAGGAGAGUAGAACCACACUGGUGCUAUCUCCCAUCGAAAUAACACAUAGGUGCUGGCUCGUAAAGCUACCUAGAAGGCUAUUGAGAAGAUGUGCACUGUUUGACACAGGAUUCAGGUGAGGGAAAAAAAUGCAUGUAGACUGAGUGCGAAAAAAAAAGGAAUGCAUUGGAGACAUGUUGUGAGAUUGAAAUUGAAUUGAAAUCAAAGUAUCUAACAAAACAGUUUGUAAUUGGGGUUUUAAAAGGAUGCUCAAUUGAAUUAAUUAACGAAUUAAUGGUAGGGUGUCUAGGCUACUGUCCUUAUUGUAUUAUUUGCAGUAAUAUGCUAAUCAUGUAAAGAUGUAUACUAAAGUCAUGCAGAUGCAUACCAUCUAUGUGAUAUGGACAUUUAUAGAUAUAGAUCAAGAAAAUUGAAUGAUUAUAGCCUAUAAUUUUCAACUUGGUUGGAUGUCAAUUUGUCCAGAUAAGGCCAUGGGUAAAAUGUCAUGCUAAGGAUGAUAAUAAAUAUCUAAUGAUAAAAUAACGAAUAACAUCUGACUAAUCAGCGGUAUCUUCCUUCUGUCACGCUAAAGGACGAUGUUGACCUUACGGUUUGAUGAGCCAGCAAUGAGGCCAGGGACCGGGACCCAGUUUGGGGCCAACUUCCCUCUAGACUGCGUGCGCGAGAUCAAGGUCAGUAAACAAGAACCUUUCCUAAAAGCAGCCGAUACCAUCUCCAUCUCCCAGACCCACAUCAAAACCAUGGAGGAUGAGUUAGACUCAGAGAGGGAUGAGGACGAGAGAGAGGAGCUAGGCCAAGAAGACGAGGACGUGGACGGUUUACCAGGGAGGAGGAGAGGCCCGCGUAAAAAGAAGAUGACCAAGGGGCGCGUGGACAGGGUGAAGAUUCGGCGCCAGGAGGCCAACGCGCGCGAGCGGAGCAGGAUGCACGGGCUGAACGACGCGCUGGACUGCCUGCGCAAAGUCGUGCCCUGCUACUCCAAGACGCAGAAGCUGUCCAAGAUUGAGACUCUCCGACUGGCCAAGAACUACAUCUGGGCGCUGUCGGAGAUCCUCAGCACCGGCAAGAGACCCGACCUACUGGCAUUUGUCCAGGCGCUCUGCAAGGGAUUGUCUCAGCCAACCACCAACUUAGUGGCGGGCUGUCUCCAGCUCAAUGCCAGAAAUGUCAUCACGGACCACAACGGAGAGGCGUCUUUCACUGGCAGGUCCCCAUUCGAUGCCAUGUACCCUGCAACUUACCACAGUUCCACCGAGGCUGUAGCUUCUUCAGGCCACGGCAGCAGCUCCAUGGACAGCGCCAAACCUUUCAGACCAUUUAGCUCCUACUGCAGUGCCUACGAGUCCUUCUACGAGAGCACGUCCCCAGAAUGUUCCAGCCCUCAAUUCGACAGUGGUGCUCUGAGCCCUCCAAUCAACUUUAACGGGAUAUUCUCCCUAAAGCACGAGGAGCCAGCGGACUAUGGAAAGAGCUGGUCGCAACUCCCUCGGUCAGAACUCAAUGUCACGGGGGUCCUCUGACAUCCGGGACAUCCAUGUCCCCUAUGACAUCCACCUCCGCAGCCAGUUCUACCCAAUGCAGGAGGAACUAAACACGCCUUUUCAUAACUGAUAAGAGAGAAGGCAAAUGUGACCAGCUCUUAGCGGAGUAGCCUAAUUAGGCUAAAAUACUGAACCCACACAUGUAUUAUUUACAACUUGGCCCAUUUUGGGCACUUCCCACUGUCACACACUAGUUGAA